CUUUCAACAACUCAACGUGCGCCGUUAUGCGAUGGCAUAAACCGACGUGGGACGUUGUGGGAGGGACAACACGAUGCUUAAUAUUUCCAUUCCACCACGGGCUAAAUUUGGAGGUGUUCUUCAACAACGAUGCAUGUCCCGGUCAACUCUCCCUUUCACAUCCCCAUUUAUAGGACCCUCGAAGGCGAUCCCGUGGAGGCAAUUGAUGCGUCGUGAAUCAUAUUUAUAUGCAUAUGCCAAUCGCCGUAGGAUUCACACGGCUCUAGUACCGCCUCUUGUGUUUGGAGCAUUAGUGGUCACGUUAUGGACAUGGAAAUGUCUCAUGAUGAUUCUUUUCCAGAAUAAGAUCAUUUAUAUGCCCGGGUUACCACCAAAUGCCAGACGAGAACAGAUUGCGGAUUAAAAAAAUCAGAGUGGAGGGAUCGUUUGGCGUGAGGAGAGGAUCAAGUCUCUGGAUGGCACUCGCAUUAGUUUGUGUAUUGCCAGUGUGGAACACGGGAGUAACACUUUAAUGAAGUCCCUUUUGAAGACGGUUUAUAUUUUGUAUUUUCAAGGUUGCUCUCUCUACCUUAUUCCUCAUUCUUGUAUUCUGGUUAGGAGCAUAAGCUAAGUGGCUACAGGAAAUGCUUCCUCCCUACCACCCCGUCUCCCAUUCCUCUCACCCAUCCUCCGCAUCCUCAAACAGCGAGCUGUUACCUCCAACCUUCCAGUCAAAUACGUCCUAGUCUGCUGCAGCUACCGCGGCUACUGGACCUCCAGUGGUCGUCCCUCAGAACAAGGCAUCGCCCACGACGCCCUAGCCUCUCUACAAUGGAUAGCAACCCAAGCAACUUCCUCACCCACCGUCCCCACCCCCCUCAUAAUCUGGGGCCAAAGCAUCGGCGCAGGCGUAGCCUCAACCCUCUCUUCCUCCUUUCCCCCUUCCCUCUCCUUUCCCCCUUCCCUCUCCAAAUCCCUCCCUCUCAAGACUCUCAUUCUCGAAACCCCGUUCCUUAGUAUCCAUGCUAUGUUACAGACUCUGUACCCGCAGAAAUGGCUUCCGUACCGGUAUCUCUGGCCCUUUCUACGGAAUCAUCUUGAUUCUGAGAAGGCGCUGGGGGUCAUGAGUGAGAGGUGGGGAGAGAGAGGGGAGAUGACUCCGAAGGUCUGGAUUUUGCAGGCGGGGAGGGAUGAGCUUGUUCCUGCUGGGCAUGCGGAGAGGUUGGAGGGGAGGUGUAGGGAGGUGGGUGUUGGGGGGGCUUUGCAUACGGAGGUUUUGGUUAGGGCGGAGGGGGUGAGGGCUGUUGUUGAGGCUGUUGAGGAGGUUGCGAGGGAGGGGUGGGAGGUGGAAGAAGUAUGA
Molecule: messenger RNA, 1339 nt
Organism: Hymenoscyphus albidus
Lineage: Eukaryota; Fungi; Ascomycota; Leotiomycetes; Helotiales; Helotiaceae
Source: the annotation of a GenBank genome assembly